This is a messenger RNA of Xiphophorus couchianus (Monterrey platyfish), 2100 nucleotides long. It is a transcript of the gene irf10, whose product is annotated as interferon regulatory factor 10. Gene Ontology annotation, biological process: immune system process; regulation of transcription by RNA polymerase II. Gene Ontology annotation, cellular component: nucleus. The transcript is spliced from 8 exons. The coding region runs from base 445 to 1650 and encodes 401 amino acids. The record is from RefSeq and is a predicted model, not a curated record. NCBI's taxonomy places the organism in Eukaryota, Metazoa, Chordata, Actinopteri, Cyprinodontiformes, Poeciliidae. Gene Ontology annotation, molecular function: RNA polymerase II cis-regulatory region sequence-specific DNA binding; protein binding; DNA-binding transcription factor activity, RNA polymerase II-specific.
UGUAAUAAAAGCAGACAUCUAUGGCAUAUCCACUACAUAUUUUCACUUAAUUUUAGUUUUUGCUUAUCCUUUAAACAGUAUUCCGUCAGAUACUCAAGGUUACUUUACUUGGAAAUGAUUAAAUGUUCUAAAGAGCAAAGUGUGGAAACCGAAAGCAUAAAAAUAGCUUCAAAGCUUUCGCUUUCGCUUGUGGAAGCGCUCCGAAUUUUAGUCGCGACUUCUCCAUUUAACUUUCCGAUGAACUCAGUAGGUGUAAAACUGAACAGCUUCAUUGGCUGACUUCUUAUUGUACCUUUUUUUUCCCUAUUUGUUGGAAGGAGAGCUCGAGUGGCGUGACAGACCAAAGAAUACAGACUUCUUAUGUUUGCAAAAGUGGUGUAAAACUAUCGGAAGCUGUCCUGAACCGUGGACUGUUGUUCCUGUGACACGCAACAUGUGCUGAAGAUGGAUGGAGCCAAGUUGCACCUGAAAGAGUGGCUGGUAGCUCAGAUAGAGAGUGGGAAAUAUGAAGGCCUGUGCUGGGAGGAUGAGGGCAAGACCAUGUUCAGGAUUCCCUGGAAGCACGCAGCCAAAAAGGACUACAAGCAGACGGAGGAUGCGGCUCUCUUUAAGGCCUGGGCCGUGUAUAAAGGCAAAUACAAGGAGGGCAGGGAUAGAGCUGAUCCCACAAUGUGGAAAACCAGACUCCGUUGUGCACUUAACAAGAGCACCGACUUCCAGGAGGUUCCUGAACGCAACCAGCUGGACAUCACUGAACCAUACAAGGUCUAUCGAAUUGAACAGGAUGUCUGCCUGUCAAAGCUGGGAGCACAUCCUCAGACAAAAUAUGUGUUCAAGCAGGUGAAGUUAUCUCCAAGAAGCCCUGGUUAUCCAGAAAAUCAGUGUCAAAAGGAAGAACUUCAAGCUCACAAAGAAGAAAAACCAUGUGCUGAUGACCUGAUGAGGGAGCACAUGUACUGUGAGAUAACAGAGAAAAAGAAUCUAAUUCAGGCUCCUGAUCCAGUAAGUUUCUUCUGUCCCAUCCUCAAUAUAACCGACUUUCGCAUGGAGGUGAGACUAUUGUACCAGGGCCAGACAGUGACGAAAGUGAUCACGGAGAGCCUAGACGGAUGCUUUAUCCUCCAGGGUCAUGUUCCUUUGGGAAAUGAACAGAUCUACGGACCCUGCUCUCCCCAGCAGCUUUCUUUCCCCUCCCCAGGCUCUGUAGCUCUUCCAGAUUGCCUGGCAGAAGCGAUGAAUCGCCUUCUUUGUCACCUGGAAAGGGGUGUGCUAUUGUGGGUGGCACCAGAUGGGGUAUUUAUCAAGCGCUUCUGCCAGGGCAGGGUGUACUGGAGUGGUCCCUUGGCCCAGCAUGCUGACAGGCCAAAUAAACUGGAACGUGAAAAAACCUGCAAACUGAUGGAUAUACCCUCAUUCCUAAAUGAACUCCAGAACAGUUUACAGAGAAAGGGGCCUACACCUUCACACGAGAUCGAGCUCUGCUUUGGGGAAGAGUAUCCAGAUCCAAACGUACCUAAAACCAGGAAGCUCAUAAUGGCACAUGUGGUUCCCUUGUUUGCUGUGGAACUAUUACAGAGAUUCAGCUUGGGACAAACUGAGGAGAAACAUCAAAAUCUCACCUCCAACGCAAAAGGAAAGAAGAUAGACUGAGAAAUCUACCAUGUGCCAGAGUUGAUAUGGACAAUACACAAGUGAACUUGACUUCCGUCCGCAUAAUCACCAUAAAGGAUAAAGUAUCAUCAGUAUAUUAAAAAAAUAUAUAAAAAAAAAUUAUAUAUAUAUAUAUAUACACUGUAUAUAUAUAUAUGUAUGUGUAGGGAUGUGUCUGUGUGUGUGUAUGUACAAUAAGUACAUUUGAAGGGCAUUACGGUAAAUUUAUUGUAAUCUUCUUUAUUGCAGCUUGUAUUUGAUAUUAUUUUCUAUAGUGCAGCUAGACACCUGUUGUGCAUUUUGCUCAAAGCAUGCUGAAAAACAAAUAAUAAUGUGAAUGUUUUUCUCCCUCUUCAUUUGAUGUUGAACUCAUCCUCGGAGUAUGACAUGCUAAUUUAAUUUUCUCAUUCUGGAACAAAUAUGUGGAAUAAAUUGACCACAGAAAUGAAA